Molecule: messenger RNA, 3468 nt
Organism: Xenia sp. Carnegie-2017
Lineage: Eukaryota; Metazoa; Cnidaria; Anthozoa; Malacalcyonacea; Xeniidae
Product: ER membrane protein complex subunit 1-like
Exons: 7
Coding region: 6-2927 (973 amino acids)
Biological process (GO): protein folding in endoplasmic reticulum
Cellular component (GO): EMC complex
Molecular function (GO): protein binding
Source: RefSeq, a predicted model, not a curated record
CCAAGAUGGCGAUCGUUGACUUCAGAUUUAUGCGAUUUUUGUUAUUUUAUCUUUUCAUAACGAUUCUUAUGUUUUCUAUAGCUUACUGCUUGUAUGAAGAUCAAAUAGGAUUGUUUGAUUGGAGAAAAAGCUAUGUAGGCAAGUUAAAUUAUGUUCAUUUUGAUGGAUCUGCUGUAAAUAAGAGAAUAAUCGUCUCAUCAGAACAGAAUGUUUUAGCUGCUAUUAACUCAAGAACCGGUAAUUUAAUUUGGAGGCGUGUCCUUGAAAAAAGUAGGAAUACUGUCGAUAAAAUUGUGCAUUUUUCUGACAAACUGGUGAGUUUGUCAGGAGGAGGAAAGUAUCUGCGUUUCUGGGAUCCUAGUGGAAAUAUUAUUUGGGAAAAUGUUUUAAAUAACAGUCUUUAUCAUGAUAGCAAUAAUUUGGCGAGUGGUUUGAAAUCAGUCGAUUUAGUUUUCUCUGAGAAAUAUCCUAAAAAUAUUUAUGUCAUGGUAGGAAAUUGGAUUAAAGCAUUUUCUCUCGGAACAGGAAAGGAAAUUUGGUCAAAUGAAUUAUCAAGCAAAAUACUUGGUUUAGUCGCCCAUAACCAUGAUAUUUUUUCGCUUGAAAUACUUGGUAAUGGUAACAGUGAGAUUGUUGUUAAAAAAUAUUAUAUGGAUUCAGGAAAACAAAAGGACCAGGUGACAUUUGUGGCUCCUUGGCUAUUUAGCCAAAAAACAUCUUGUGUAUUUGUUGGUCUGGCCUUGGUAUGUGCAGAGCUCAAAGAGAGGAUUAUUUAUACUUUAACUUUGGGAGGGAGUGAAAAAAAUGUAAAAAGCCAACAGAUUAUGUCAUCUACAUUUGAUGAUGAAACUAUAACUGAAAUAUCAAUGGUUGUUUUACAUUCAUCAUCAGUAAAACACUUUUGUCAAGAGUUUGUUCUACGAAUCAAUGAAAAACAUUCAAUGUUGCUGAGGUUGGAAAAAGAUAAUUCAAUAACACAAUUAAAGGAGUAUCAUCAAGAAAUGUUGUUUCAUGCUUCAUCAUUUGGUGAUGAUUAUUUAUUGUUGUCUUUAUCAUUUAAUGAAAGUAAAAUAUUAGAAGUAAAGUGUUUCAACCUUAGUUCUAUGGAUGAACUAGACACAAUACAACAGACAUUUUCAAAUGAAAAUUUUCAUGGGAAGCCAAUAAAAUUUUAUUCACAUUUCUUUUCACGCAAAGAUAAUAGCAUUGGUUAUAAACUGUUAGUUGUCUUUGAAGAUCAUGCAGUCGUAAUGUUGCAACACAAUGGUCGGACUUUAUGGAUAAGAGAAGAGUCCUUGGCAACAAUUACUGCUGCUGAGAUGGUUGAACUGCCGGUUUCACCACAACAAGCAAACUUUGAGGCCUUACAAAAGGAGUUUGGUCAUCAUCAUGAUGGUAAAGUCUUCUCAAUGUUUUCUCAACGGAUUAAAGCACAAUUUCAACAACUUCAGGCGUUUCUUGCCAGUUUAAACAUUGAUAAUGAUGAUGGUGACAAUGUAAAAAAUGGAAAAGGAGAAGAUUUAACUAGGGAUCAAUUUGAUUUGAGAAAAAUUAUUAUUGUGGUAACAGCCUCAGGAAAGUUGUUUGGUCUUGAUACGAUAGAUGGUUCAAUAAUUUGGCGAAGAUUCAUUCCUGAUAUGCUACCAUUUCAACAUUCUGCAAAAUCAUUGUUGUAUGUUCAAAGAAGUGUGGCUCAUUUUCCUCUCUCUGCUCAAUGUAUUGUACUGGGACGAGCCAAUCAUGGCUCUCGUUUGUUUAUAUUUAAUCCCUCAACUGGUAAACCAAUUGAUCCCAACAUGCCAACAGGAUUGAAUUUACCAUAUCAUAUUCUGCAAACUAUGCUUCUACCUUAUCAUGAUGAAAAAUUUUCCAAGAUUCUAUUAAUUGCUGACACACACCUUAAUGUUCAUCUAUUUCCACCAAACACGAAAUCUGUCAUCCAAAAUACGAUGAAAUCAAUAUUUCUUCAUGUCGCUGCUGACGUUCAAUUGACAGGAUAUGUCGUGAAUAUUAAUAAUCUUAAGCUGGAAGAAGUUUGGAGAAUAAAGUUGUUGUCGUCUGAACAUGUUAUUGAUCAAGUUGUGUUCAAGAGAACAAAUGAACAUGUUCAUUCACCUGGUCGUGUCUUAGGUGAUCGUCAAGUUCUUUAUAAAUAUUUGAAUCCAAAUCUUAUGGCAGUUAUCACGAAAUCACCUCAAGAAACAAAACCAUUCAUACAUGUUCUGCUCAUAGAUUCUGUUACAGGAAGCAUAGUUCAUCAUGGUCGUCAUAGAAACGCUCAAGGACCUGUGCACGUUAUUCAUUCCGAAAAUUGGAUCAUAUAUAAAUAUCUAAACACAAAAUCUCGACGUCAUGAGUUAGCUGUGAUUGAGUUAUAUGAAGGAUAUCAUGAACGAAAUAGUACAGCAUUUUCGUCGUUUGAUCCUCCUAUAUCCCCCAUGGUACUACAACAGUCCUAUAUUUUCCCAUUGAAUGUUGAAACCAUGGCUACUUCCAUAACAAAUGCUGGUAUUACGAAAAAGACCUUACUUAUUGGUGUAAGUCUUGGCUAUGUUUAUAGCUUGCCUAAAUCUUUAUUGGAUCCUCGACGAAAUUUUACUGAUUCAAUGAAGCUGAGAGAAGAAGGACUCUUACCUUACAUUCCGGAGCUGCCAAUUAUUGAAACAUCUUUCAUCAACUACAAUCAAACUGUGAGCAAUAUUCAAGGUAUUUAUACAUCUCCUGCAGGACUAGAAUCAACUUGUUUGGUAUUUGUUUAUGGGCUUGAUCUUUAUUUUACUCGUGUUACUCCAUCACGUUUAUUUGACGUGUUAAAGGAAGAUUUUGAUUAUUUAUUUAUAACUGUAACACUAGUCAUUUUGGCAUUUGCUACAUUUGUGUCUUCACGACUUGCUUCUGCGAAGAUUUUAAGACAACUGUGGCGUUAAACUUUGUAAUCUAAAAACAAGGGAAAGGAAACAAGAUGAAGCCAUACACAUGAACUACGAAAAUGGUCAGGUACAUAAAAUACGCAGUCAGAAGAGGAGAGUGUGGAAAAUAAUAUGUUUGAAUUGAAAUAUUUAGGGAUUCACGUAUACAAGGCCGUAUUAAAAUAUCUUUUGGUAUGUUUUCGCUUUGUGAAUGAAAUAAUGGCAGUACUGUUUUUAUUAAAUUCUUUUUCCGGCUAUUGAAAAAACGAAUAAAUUUUCGUUAUGGCAGCUUGGAAAUUUCAGACCAUAUUUUAUAAUCAUCUCUAGAGAACAUACUAUAGUAUAAUUAUCGUAGAUGAUUUCUUUAUUUUAAAUACUGUGCAAUAUAGGCUUUGUUCCCGUAAAGAUUGGUACAAUUUUCUUUUGUGCAAAAUGUCUAUUUCAAAAACACUUGAACACUUUAAGGUUUCUUGGUUGUUUUAAAACUAAAGACUAAUUUCAAGAUGGUAAAACUCGGAAAAAACGAAUUUGUGAACGAUUAAAAUCUCCAUCAAAACAA